AUGAUCUGUCCCGCUGAAACACCAGAAGGACAAGCUGUGGGACUCGUAAAAAAUCUCGCUCUUAUGGCAAAGAUAUCCGUCGGUGCUCCAACAAAAAAUAUCAAAGAUUUCCUAGAAGACUGGGGUUUAGACGGUCUUGACGAGAUAUCUCCCGAGAGCAUCAAAGAUAGAUGCAAAGUUUUCAUAAAUGGAGACUGGGCUGGUUGCUUCGAUGAGGCAGAGACCCUCUGCAACACCCUAAAAGAAAUCCGCAGAAAAGGACACAUCAGAAAUGAUACCUCCAUCGUACGAGAUAUCAUCAAUCGCGAAGUGAAGAUAUUCACUGACGCGGGGCGGGCGAUGCGGCCCCUUUACGUCGUCGAUAGUGAGACAGGCGAGCUGCGUAUUCGUAAGGGAGAUGUAGAGAAGGUGCGGGCGAUGUCGGGUACAGCUGAGAAGGGGGCGGGGUGGAACCACUUGAUGGCUAGCGGUGUAAUUGAAUACAUCGAUUGUGAAGAAGAGGAAACAUCUAUGGUUGCGAUGUUUCACAAAGAUCUCAUAGAAAAGGGAAAAUCGAUCCCAUACACACAUUGCGAGAUUCACCCUUCGUUGAUUUUGGGUACUUCACCGAAUUUCGAUGACGCUGACCCGCUGGCACCGCCGGGGGCUGAAGCUUAUUUGUCUAAGACGAAGAAAGACUGUUCUAUGUGCCUCCGCUCAUCAGAAAGCGGGGUUGUAGACACAGUUAUGUUGAGUGUGAACUCAAAGGGGUCGAGGUUCGUUAAGGUGAAGGACGGCGUCGUUCCGGAUCUGCUGAUGAACCCUCAUGCAGUGCCGUCUCGUAUGACCAUUGGUCACCUUGUCGAAUGCCUCCUAGGGAAGACGGCCGCCAUCAUCGGAGGCGAAGGCGACGCGACUCCAUUCAAUGACGUAAGCCAUAUUGAGCUCCAAUAA
Messenger RNA from Eimeria mitis, 933 nucleotides. RefSeq lists its product as uncharacterized. The record is from RefSeq and is a predicted model, not a curated record. Gene Ontology annotation, cellular component: RNA polymerase II, core complex. Bases 1 to 933 code for a protein of 310 amino acids. Gene Ontology annotation, molecular function: DNA binding; ribonucleoside binding; DNA-directed RNA polymerase activity. Gene Ontology annotation, biological process: DNA-templated transcription. Lineage: Eukaryota; Apicomplexa; Conoidasida; Eucoccidiorida; Eimeriidae. The transcript is spliced from 8 exons.